Armigeres subalbatus is the source of this 1572-nucleotide messenger RNA. RefSeq lists its product as uncharacterized. Gene Ontology annotation, molecular function: sequence-specific DNA binding. The transcript has 4 exons. Lineage: Eukaryota; Metazoa; Arthropoda; Insecta; Diptera; Culicidae. The record is from RefSeq and is a predicted model, not a curated record. The coding region runs from base 7 to 1572 and encodes 521 amino acids.
UGCAUAAUGGGUCGUAAAUGCGAAAUGAUUUCCUGUGUAAACCGCGAAGGAAAGAAUAUUGGAAAAUCCUUCUACUGCUUUCCUCGUGAUAGUCGGAGGUGCUACUUAUGGGUACAAUCGUGCUGCUCGUCAGAACUAUCGUCGAGAUUUGCCUCCGGAGGCUCAGAGGCUGUCCGGAAGCUGAAAAUCUGCUCGGAUCACUUCCUCUCCUGUUCGUUUCGAAGUCAUUUGCAAUCAGAUAAAGGUUUAAAAGAAAACGCAAUUCCAAUUUGUUCAUUCAACUCGCAAAUCCACGAAACACUAUGUUCAAUUUUCGACACAAGUAUUGAUGGCGACAUAUGCACAGAAACCACCGGAAAUACCACUGAAGAAUCCUAUGAAGAGGUUGAAUAUCUGGAUGAAUCUUUCCACAGCAUAUACGAAGACGUGGAGUAUCUCGACGAUGCUGAAGAGAAUAGUGCACUCGUUCAGGACUGUGAUUAUAAUGGUGUAUUUUCAUUUAGCGAAUCCUUUGCUGAACCAGAAAAUCAUAUGUGUACGAAUCUACUUGUGAACGACGAAUUAGUCGUUCCUCUUGAUCCAAUAUACAUGGAAAUGGAGGCAAAAGUAAAUGGCGAAAAUUUCAUGCCAUGUGUUGGGUUGAAUGAUGACCGUGCAGCCACAUUUGAUUCAGUUUUUACUGUCGACUACAAAUCGCUAUUUGAAACUGAAAAAGAGAAAAACGCUAAGUUGCAUGAAUCGAUGGAAGGUCUGAAGCAAGAUUUACGAAAAAGUAAUCGUAAAAGUGCAUGGCGGCUAAAAUCGAACAAAACUUUCAAAAGGAAAAAUCAGGAACUGAAACGGAAGUUCAAACUGCUACAAUAUCGAAAAACUGACGAUUCUAAACUUGCAAAUCUUGUUCGGCGCAACCCGGUACUGCAUAAUAGUCUAGUAAAUUCAUCUCGGAAGCCAAAAGGACGCAGAUAUAACAACCAUUCAAGAAAAUUCGCUCUAGGUGCAUAUCUAGCUGGACCGGCAGCCUACAGAUUCGUCCGAAGCUCGAAUAUAAUCCAACUGCCUAGUAAAAUGACGAUUAAUCGAUGGAAUUCUAAUAUCUACAUGAAACCCGGUUUGAACACAGAAAUCCUGAACCGGUUGAAGUCAAGGACAGAAAAUUUCACUAAGAAAGAGAAGGCCGUUACAAUUUGUAUUGACGGAAUGUCCAUUAGACCGGAGUUAACAUAUAAUGCCAAAAAAGACACUUUUGUUGGCUUUCCUGAUAAUGGCAAAAUAAAAAAGUACGAGAACAAUAACCCUCUAGUAUUGGCUACCGAGGCCGUUGUUUUAAUGGUUUCCGGAAUUACCACCUUGACCAUGGAUCAUCCUGAUGGCUGUAAAUCGAAAAGCAGGAACAAGAGGUUCAAGCAGGCUAUUGGUUAUGUCUUAGCUCAUCAUACGCUGGGGAGUGUUGAGCAAUUGAAUCUAGUAAAUGAUGCUAUAAAAGCGCUACGAGAAAGGGGAUUAUAUCCGUUGGUGUUGGCAAUGGACCAGUGCACAACAAAUGUAAAAAUGUUUCGGGGCAAUCCAAGAUAA